Messenger RNA from Neoarius graeffei (lesser salmon catfish), 2368 nucleotides. RefSeq names its product limb development membrane protein 1 (gene lmbr1). Gene Ontology annotation, molecular function: transmembrane signaling receptor activity. NCBI's taxonomy places the organism in Eukaryota, Metazoa, Chordata, Actinopteri, Siluriformes, Ariidae. The transcript is spliced from 17 exons. Gene Ontology annotation, biological process: signal transduction. Bases 126 to 1595 code for a protein of 489 amino acids. The record is from RefSeq and is a predicted model, not a curated record.
GGAAAGUAAUAAGGCUUCCCCUUGGAUGCGCGUAGUGUUUGUUCGGUUGCUAGCUAAUCUUUGUGUGAAGCUAGUUCGCGGCGUGAUUGUGAAGUCUAUGAGCUAAGUGAUGUGCAUUAUGAAGAAUGGAAGAAGACGAUGUCACGAUCAGAGAGCAGAAUUUCCACAGCCAAGUCCGAGAGUACAUUAUCUGUUUCCUGUUGUUUGCCGUGCUGUACAUCGUGUCCUACUGCAUCAUAACGCACUACAAGAGGAAGACUGAUGACCAUGAAGAUGAAGACGCAGUCGUGAACAGAAUAUCUAUGUACCUGUGUACGUUCACCCUGGCCGAAUCCGGAGGCGCUGUCCUCCUCCUUCCGUUCUCUAUAAUCAGUAACGAGAUCCUUCUGUUGUUCCCCAAGAACUACUACAUUCAGUGGCUCAAUGGCUCCCUCAUCCACGGUCUGUGGAACCUCGUGUCGCUCUUCUCCAACCUGUGUCUCUUCGUCCUCAUGCCUUUCGCCUACUUCUUCCUGGAGUCCGAGGGAUUCGCCGGCUCGAAAAAGGGCCUGAAAGCUCGUAUCCUGGAGACAUUUGUGAUGCUGUUUCUGCUCGCUCUGCUCAUCCUGGGCAUCGUGUGGGUCGCGUCUGCACUCAUCGACAACGAUGCUGCCAGCAUGGAGUCUCUCUAUGACCUGUGGGAUUUCUACCUGCCCUAUUUGUACUCCUGUAUCUCUUUGAUGGGCGGCUUGCUGCUUCUGAUGUGUACUCCAGUGGGUUUGUCCCGAAUGUUCACCGUCAUGGGCCAGUUGCUCGUCAAGCCCACGAUUUUGGAGGACGUAGACGAACAGUUGUACUGCAUUCAGCUACAGGAAGAAGCUUUACGACACAAACUCGAUGGUUCACGGCCCCCUUUACUCGCCACCUCCCAGAAUCUCCGCAAAGAGCUGGAGAGCGUACGCUCACAGAGACACAAGCUGGAGAGAAGGAAGAAGGCGUCAGUUUGGGAGAAGAACCUUCUGUACCCCAUGGUCAUGUUAAUACUGCUCGCUGGCACGGCGUUCUCUGUGUUUUUGGUGGCUCUGAACAUUUUGUACCUGUUGGUGGACGAAACUGCGCUCCCAAAGGGAUCAGCGGAUCCUGAGAUUGGGAAUGCGUCUCUCUCUACGUGUGGUGUCGUGCGGGCUGUGGUUGAAAUAGUCCUCAUGAUUUACCUGAUGGUCUCCUCCGUUGUGGGAUUUUACAGUCUUCGCAUCUUUCAGGGACUCACACCCACGAAGGACGAUACCACCAUGACCACAAUCAUCGGUUGCUGUGUGUCCAUCCUGGUCUUGAGCUCUGCACUCCCGGUCAUGUCCCGCACUCUUGGAAUAACAAGGUUCGACUUGUUGGGGGAUUUCGGUCGGUUUAACUGGUUGGGGAAUUUCUACAUCGUGGUGUCAUAUAACCUGCUGUUCGCUGUGGUGACCACGCUGUGUUUAAUCACCAAGUUCACCUCCGCUGUCCGAGAGGAGCUGCUCAAGGCACUCGGUCUGGAUAAACUGAAUCUGUCCACCAGUCCUACAGAACCAGAGCCAAAUAAACUAGCAGCUAACGGUCACCAGAAGACGCUCUGAGCCCCAUGCAGGACGUUUACAGUGCAGACGUUCAUCAAAGUCCUACCUUCAUGUUUCCUUUUGUCUACGCACCAUUAGAAGUUUGCACGUUUUAAUGUUUUAAAUUCUAUGAAUUUUUUCCCCCUUCAUGCUGUGAAUACGCAGACUCGGGUAAACGUGAAGACCAUCAUGUAAAUGUUGUAUUUGUUUGUAUAUAUAUUUUUUUGCUAUCUUUUCAGUUCAUGUCCAGAACUUCACCUCUGAUGCCUUAUGAAACAGGGGCGUAUUUUACAGGCGCUUUAAUAGUCAUGUGCCCUGCUGAUAUAGAUAGCGGUCUACUGGCUGAAGUUGCUAAAUCAAAUACCAGAGUCAUAUUUUACUGCUUGAUUCAACGGAAAUAUAAACGAACGCUUUCGUACGAGCGUUUAAUGUGGGACGGCUGCGUCUGCAAGCACCUUUUUAUAGACAAAUUCACUGUGACCCCUCAUGUGACGGCAGGAAAAAAAAAGCAAGCCAGUUUACGAUGCUAAUGAGGACAUAUCUCGCAUGAGGGACAUUGAAUUUACAACCCGUGAAAAGGUCACAUUUUGCAUCUGAAGGACAAUUUUUUUUUUUUUUUAAAUCUUGCUUUCUGUCGAUAAUCUCUGGACCAUGAAUAAAUGCACGCAUCAUAAGUCACUGAGGGAAGGUUUGUAUGUUAUACUGUGAAAACAGCAAUUCAUUCUUCUAUUCAUAACAAGCAGCCAGUUUUCUCGCGUUCAGUUCAGAAUAAAAAUAUUCUCUCUCAAUGCAAA